ACACAAACAACUGAUAGUUCAGAUAGUGUGUGAAGACCUUGAGAUAUCUCUUUAAAAGUAUUUCACUUAAAACAGACUAUAUUUAAUAGAUCCUAGAGAAGUUAUGUUGUCAUUUUUCUUUCACAAGUUAUCAGUAGUUUUAUCAACCAAUUAUGUGAUAAAGCAUACUUUAUGAAUUACCAUGUUUUUUCUCUGACCGAUGUUUUACUGUGCUCAGAUACUUGUGAAAUCUUCAAGUAGUAUGCAAAUAAAAGUAUCUUAUCUUAGGCAGAUGUUUCACAAAAAUUUGUAUAAUAGAUAGCACAGUAUCAAUAUUACAGAUAUUUAAGGUUAGAAAUUCUGAAUAAAAUCAGUAUUUUUAUUGAAACUGUUAAUUGUUUUAUUCACAAUGGAUACAAAAUUCUGGCCGUACAUAAUCAGAUGCCCAAACAGGAGGCUAAAAAAACAUGUUGUUUGCCUUGUUUUUGGGAUGUGCCUAGUUACAGCAAUGUAUCUAGUGCAAACACACAAUGGCUGGAUUAUGGACAAAAUAUUUCAGCUACAUUCACAGCAGUGUACAGAAAUACAGAACAUUGUUUUUUUGAAAGUUCAUAAAACAGGUAGCUCAACAGUGGCAAAUAUUCUGCAGAGAUUUGGCUACUUCAGGAAUCUAAACUUUGCACUUCCAAAUAAAACUGCUGGACAGUUGCGGUAUAAUUAUUUUGGAGGAGUUGGAGAGACUUUAAAACCUGGUGGGACGAUCCCCUCAAAACCGAAGUCAAAACAGUACAACAUAUUGUAUAACCAUGUUAUCUUCAACUGGAAGCCUUUCUUGAAAAUAUUUCCGAAGAAUACUACAGUUUACGUGACGACGCUACGGCAGCCCGUCAACCAAUUCCUGUCUUCAUUGUUAUUCUUUUUGCAUGAGGAAAUUCUGGAUGCAGCUAAGGAAAAUAUUACUUUUUACCUGAAGAACCCCGAAAAAUUUGAACCAGAAGAAAGCCCGUAUCUGUCAUUCACAAAUAAUAGGCAGGCCCUUGACCUUGGACUUCCACCAUCGAAAGUCAGAGACAAAACCUACAUAACCAGGUAUAUAAAUAUGCUUGACAAAGUAUUUGACCUUGUUUUGAUAAUGGAAUACUUUGAUGAGUCCUUGAUACUGUUAAAAAGACGAAUGUGUUGGAACUUUAAGGAUAUUCUACACAUACGGAAAAACAAAGCAUAUCAGUCUUUUGAUUUUCAACUGAGUUUUAAUGAUAAAACUUUACUCAAAGACUGGGCACUGGCCGAUCAUCUGAUAUAUGAACAUUUCUAUAAAAAAUUUCAUAUCAUUUUGAAAAGGGAACCAAAUGUUAUGGAGGAAACACACGACUUUAAAAUGAUCCUCUACAAAACACAAAGGUUUUGCAACAACAGUGGAAGUGAAACCCAGCUGGUUAUACAGAAGAGCAAAUGGAACGAACAGUUUAAAAUUACUGCCCUUGACUGUGCCUACAUGAAGUUAGGAGAACUACAGUUUUUAAAUAAAAUUUUGCAUGAUAUACGUAGAUAAAUAAAAAGUUGUUUUGCUUUAUUA
Molecule: messenger RNA, 1555 nt
Organism: Mercenaria mercenaria
Lineage: Eukaryota; Metazoa; Mollusca; Bivalvia; Venerida; Veneridae
Product: galactose-3-O-sulfotransferase 2-like
Exons: 2
Coding region: 389-1531 (380 amino acids)
Biological process (GO): glycolipid biosynthetic process
Cellular component (GO): membrane
Molecular function (GO): galactosylceramide sulfotransferase activity
Source: RefSeq, a predicted model, not a curated record